Camelina sativa (false flax) is the source of this 855-nucleotide messenger RNA. NCBI's taxonomy places the organism in Eukaryota, Viridiplantae, Streptophyta, Magnoliopsida, Brassicales, Brassicaceae. The record is from RefSeq and is a predicted model, not a curated record.
UUUUUUUUUUUUUUUUUUGAAAACGAAUUUCGUAAGAUUCGGAUGGGGAUUUGCUUUAGCGCUGAAGAGCAGUACCAAUUCUCUCAACAGCAAAACUAUCAGAAGAAGACAACACCAGGGAAAAAAUCAGCUGUGUAUCUAAUGAAGUCAGAUUGUCAAGAUUCUUCUGUUGGUAAAGUGAGUGCAAGUGGUGGCUUGUCUUUGGCUCCUAAAAACAUUAAAGAUCUUCAGUCUAAUCCAGGAUAUGAAAAUGUUGAUAUUUUCACCUACGAGGAGAUGAAGGUUGCUACUAAGCAGUUCAGGCCUGAUUAUAUUCUUGGUGAAGGAGGUUUCGGAGUGGUCUAUAAAGGAGUUAUAGAUGACUCUGUCAGGGCUGGUUACAAGUCUACCAAAGUUGCCAUCAAAGAACUUAAUCCAGAGGGCUUCCAGGGAGACCGAGAGUGGCUGGCUGAAGUCAACUAUUUAGGACAGCUUAGUCACCCGAAUUUGGUCAAGCUCAUUGGCUACUGCUGUGAAGAUGAUCACAGAUUAUUAGUCUAUGAAUACAUGGCAAUGGGGAGCCUUGAGAAACAUCUUUUCCGAAGAGUUGGAUGCACUUUGACAUGGUCGAAAAGGAUGAAGAUUGCUCUAGAUGCAGCCAAGGGUCUUGCAUUUCUACAUGGUGCUGAACGCUCCAUCAUAUAUCGGGAUCUGAAGACAGCAAAUAUAUUGCUAGAUGAGGGUUACAAUGCUAAACUCUCUGACUUUGGACUAGCAAAGGAUGGUCCAAGAGGAGAUCAAACACAUGUCUCAACACGUGUUAUGGGGACUUACGGAUACGCUGCUCCUGAGUACGUAAUGACAGGUCUGUCUUUA